CUAAAACACCCUGUAUUGGAAGUUAAUUGAAAAUUAGUAAUAAUUGCAAAGCUCGGUUAGGAAAUUGUGAAACUCUACAUUCUUGCCCCUAUAAACAGGAAACCAGGAUGUGUGGGAAGUUAAAACGAGUGAGCAGGCUAAUUGAGGAAAGAUAUUCAGUUAAUGAAUUCUAUAUUGUGGAGCUAAGUUGCCAUUCUUUUGGGAUUUGCAUACUGUUCAACAAUUAUACACUUAGUUUGAGACGUGAGCCAUUAUUGGGAGAAUACUGAGACGCGCAGAGCCGAAGUAUAUAAUUUGCGAGAUCAAAUGAGGUGUAUACCUAUAGAACUUUUCCAACUACUAACACUAUUUCUAUUCGUCAUUGUCAGUCAGAGCAGUCCGCGGGACCUUUGUUCUUGGCUAAAGUACCGUAGGUCAGUAGGUCUACCAAGUCUGGACGACUAACGCUGAAUACGGUGGCGUAAUCUAAGGUUUCACCUAUAAAGAUAUUCGCAAAGGUUGUACAACAUAAAUUCGAGCACUAACCACGGUACGUUUACUAUUAUAAUCUCUUGUUUUAAAUCCAGACUAAUUCUAUGAUCAUGUUGUGAUGACCUUUGUCUAAAGUUUCUAUGGUGUAUAAAAAUUAAAAACUGAAAUCGUGUAAAUAACAAUUUUCAGACCAGAUAUCAGCUUAUUAUCAUCUUCCGCAUCGGUAUAUAUAAAACCAUGAUCCUAGCUCCGGACUGGUAAUUAGUCUGAGAAACUAAAUCCGCCAACAUGUUCAAGACUAUAAUAUUAUUCUCAGCAAUCAUUGUUGCAGUAUUGGGUGCCUGCGAGAACCCAACUGCACUAGCUGAUCUUGACAGGAAACAGUAUGCUGGAGAAUGGAUGGGACACGUAGCAGCUGGAAAUCCCAUUUUUCCAAUCAACCCAUGCGUAACGCUAGAAGUUGGUGAAAAUGAUGCUGAUAAGGUGAAACUAGGCUUCAAAGCUGGCGAAGGUAAGGCCGUCAUCGAUGGGGUAGUAGUCAGCUCCUCAGGAGGAGAUUUCAAAACCGUUUUUGGCGGAAAAAAACUGAUAUAUAAAGUCUUGGCCACAGAUUAUAAAACUCAUGCAGUCAUAUAUAUGUGCGACGAAGAUACUGGAAAUGGCAAUAUUGCAGUUCAUAUGAGGUCUAGGACGCCUGAUGCUACACUAUUGGAAGAAAAGUUGGCUGCUGCACAGAAAUUGCUGUCCAAACCUCUCAGCCCGCGAACAGAGACUAAAUCCGCCAACAUGUUCAAGACUAUAAUAUUAUUCUCAGCAAUCAUUGUUGCAGUAUUGGGUGCCUGCGAGAACCCAACUGCACUAGCUGAUCUUGACAGGAAACAGUAUGCUGGAGAAUGGAUGGGACACGUAGCAGCUGGAAAUCCCAUUUUUCCAAUCAAUCCAUGCCUAACGCUGGAAAUUGGUGAAAAUGAUGCUGAUAAGGUGAAACUAGGCUUCAAAACUGGCGAAGGUAAGGCCGUCAUCGAAGGGGAAGUAGUCCGCUCCUCAGGAGGAGAUUUCAAAACCGUUUUUGGCGGAAAAAAACUGUUAUAUAAAGUCUUGGCCACAGAUUAUAAAACUCAUGCAGUCAUAUAUAUGUGCGACGAAGAUACUGGAAAUGGCAAUAUUGCAGUUCAUAUGAGGUCUAGGACGCCUGAUGCUACACUAUUGGAAGAAAAGUUGGCUGCUGCACAGAAAUUGCUGUCCAAACCUCUCAGCCCGCGAACAGAGUCGGAUCACAGCAAGUGCUAAGAUUCGUUUUAGUAUAGUAGUAAUAGUAGCAGUAGUAGUAUUAGUAAGGAAAUCGAAGAAAUAUAAAAUCAAAUAAAUGCCUUCCUCAUAUUUAUUGUUUGAUUUAUUUAGCGGUAGCACUACUCUUAUCUACAAUACGUAUUUCAUACUGCCUUUAUAUUCCGAUUUCCAAAAUAGACAGUCAUGAACUUUAAA
Acanthoscelides obtectus is the source of this 1956-nucleotide messenger RNA. The record is from the annotation of a GenBank genome assembly. Lineage: Eukaryota; Metazoa; Arthropoda; Insecta; Coleoptera; Chrysomelidae.